This is a messenger RNA of Clupea harengus (Atlantic herring), 2442 nucleotides long. Its product is annotated as membrane-spanning 4-domains subfamily A member 4A-like. The transcript is spliced from 7 exons. The coding region runs from base 1516 to 2322 and encodes 268 amino acids. NCBI's taxonomy places the organism in Eukaryota, Metazoa, Chordata, Actinopteri, Clupeiformes, Clupeidae. The record is from RefSeq and is a predicted model, not a curated record. Gene Ontology annotation, cellular component: membrane.
UAUGAGCAGUAAAAACCACAGAGAGAGAAAGUCACAUUGCUCUGCGCCACAAAUAUUUUCAAAUAAUCCACACACUUUACUGAGGACACAGAGGAGUUGAGGCAAAUGCAUGCAUGCAAGGAAGAGGCUGAUUGGCUGAGGAGAGUAUUUCAUUCCAAUAUAAAAAAGAAUGAAAAACAGUUAGGUCUGUAAUUAUUGUUAUUUAUGUAAAAUGUAUUGAAAUUAAAUUGCAAUGUCAAAAGUCGAGGGGUGUUUAUUAAGGCUGUUUACAUUUGACUGGCUUCAGCGUCUGUGUGCGAUAGGCACACACAGUAUUGGAGCAAUAUGUGCCUCAGUCAGUGUGCAACAUUUUUGUUUACCACUAGAGUUCGAUGUUUAAUCACUUUCUAACAGCCAUUUCGCAACGUCAAGACCACUGAGGAUCAUCGCAAGCUCUUCCUACUAGUGCGGCUGACAGUGACACAAGAAGGCAGUAACCUUAAAUUGAGACUCAGAACUUGGGAAGAACAAUUUCAGAAGGGAUCGCGAUUUAUUUGUAGUCUGUAUCCACACGGAAACCUGUUCCCAUUCUACCUUCAAUUAGAAUUCGUCAAAGGUAAGUCCGUGGUCGUUUUCUGGCUCGACUUGAGAGCAGUUAACUAUACUGAGUGAGAUUUUUUUUUAACUGAAUAACAGAAUAACGUGAUUAACAUAUUUCUACGAGUGGUAGCAGUUGAUUACACUGACAUAUUGCCCAUUAUGUGCAACAAAGAUAGUUAAAAGGUGAAAAUGUUUGGCAUACCUGAUGUUGGUAAAUCUGUCAGUUUAAGAUGAAUAUCCAGUGUAAAGGCAGUGCGCAUAUUUAUGUAUUACUGUCUUUCUCAGAUAAUUUGAAUGUGUGUUUUCUAAUAUGCAAAAACACUUAAAUUGAAACUUUUCAACCUGGACCGUAUUUUUAGGUCUUAUUCAAUCCAAAUUUUACUCUUUGACAAGGGCUCAAGUUUUUGUCCUAACUGGACUCAUUUAUUAUUUCAGUAUUUAAAUUAACAUUCACAUUUCUUAUGAGUACAUUUUCACCCAAUGGUAAUUAAGCUACUCUGAUUUGAGUGUAGGGGGGUAAUGAGAAUUAGGACAGAGAGGCAAUCGUGAGACAGAGAGGGAUGAUGAAGAAAACAAACAAGAGACAGAUCCAGAGAGAGGUGGGUGGGACUCGACAUCACUGAAGAAUGGUCCAUCUUGGGCAACUUCUGGACUAACCACUUCCACAUUAUCACACUCAAACAUCUGGCCAGAGUUCAGCCUCUUCCCACCCGUGCUUCUGUGCUUUCCUCUGAACUUCUCCCUCUUCUCCGUUCCCUUUAAUGUAAUUGCGUGGCUUUAUCACAGUUACUGACUAAGAGGGUUUCAUAAAAAGUUAUUGUGGCCAUAAGCCAAAAAAAAAAAAAAUACAUGGCAUUAGGGACAAGGAAGGCAUCAACAAGAAAGGGUCAGUUUCUCUUCCUGGGUGCAGUUUUUUUGGUUAAAUAAUUAAUCAGAAUGUGCUCUGAAAACUGUUCUUUCACUGACCUGCUGGUCAUUUCAGGUUUGUGCAACUUCCAGCAGCAACCAUGGCCGACUCUGUUCCCCCUGCCAGUGGCUUUGUUGUUGUCACUCAUGUGUACCCACAACAAGGUGCCCAAAGUGUCACUUUACCCCAGAGCGGAGUUGUUCCACCAGCCUCCUCUAUGCUUGGGAAAUUCCUUAAAGGAGAACCAACAGCUCUGGGGCAUUUAUUUUCCACAGACAGUUCAAAUUAUGAUUGGGGUGGUUGUCUUCCUCUUCGGUAUCGUGACUGCAUUUUAUGCAUCAACAAUAUCCACUUUCUCUGGCAUCAUGUUCUGGGGAGCCAUCAUUUACAUCACUGCUGGUUCUCUCACGGUUAGAGCCAAUAAGAAGCUCAAUCAGUGUUUGGUCAAGGCAUCACUUGGGAUGAAUAUCUUAAGCACAACAACUGCAGGGAUUGCCAUAAUUUUGCAUAGCUUGGAUUUAACCGUCUCAAUAUACCCUUAUAACGCCUGUUAUGGUGAAAGCUAUUACUGCCGAAGGAACAAUGCAUUAUUAUGGGGGAUUGCUGGAGUGAUGCUGGUGUUGUCACUGCUGGAGUUCAUUGUCUCCAUAUGGGUAUCUGCGUUUCCCUGCAAAGCCACCUGCUCUUCUAACACUGAGCAGGUGGUAUACGUUUCAAGCCAGGUGCCCCCCUCUUUUCCUACCUCCCAACCGUCUGCACCUCCACAGAGUACACAGAUGCCUUUCUUCCCAACCAGUGUGGUUCCUCCUCUUCAAAACUGCAGUGUCCAUGGUUGAAGAAGUGGAAAAUCUGAAUAUGAAAAUGAUUGAUAAUGUUGCUCUAUUGUCUGCAGCAUCAAAUCAUUGCCAUUUUAUUACACAUGGGUGCUUAUUUUAAUUAAAAUAAUUACAUUCAAA